Molecule: messenger RNA, 816 nt
Organism: Rhipicephalus sanguineus (brown dog tick)
Lineage: Eukaryota; Metazoa; Arthropoda; Arachnida; Ixodida; Ixodidae
Product: ATP-binding cassette sub-family C member 2-like
Exons: 5
Coding region: 1-816 (271 amino acids)
Biological process (GO): transmembrane transport
Cellular component (GO): membrane
Molecular function (GO): ATP hydrolysis activity; ATP binding; ATPase-coupled transmembrane transporter activity
Source: RefSeq, a predicted model, not a curated record
AUGGCAACGACAACCGCAACUGCUUCCACAGGAACUGUGAGAUUGGAAAAGUGCACGCUGGCAUGGAACGCCUCGACAACGAAAUCCGCGGAGCCCCAGCUGAAGAACGUCACGCUCGACAUCGAGCCCGGAUCGCUCGUAGGAGUCGUUGGCUUCGUAGGCAGUGGCAAGUCUUCGCUGCUGUCGGCCAUCCUCGGAGACAUGCAGUGUCUAGAAGGAAAUGUUGAACGCACGGGCCGCAUAGCGUACGUGCCUCAGCUGCCGAAUGUCCACAACAUGACUAUCCGGGACAACAUCCUGUACGGCCGGCCCAUGCAUCCUGGCAAUUACGAACGCGUGCUUCGCUGCUGCCAGCUCAUGAACGACCUCAACAAGAUUCCCGCCGGGGAUGCGGCCGAAGUUGGCGAGAAGGGUACGAACCUGAGCGGUGGCCAGAAGCAGCGAAUAUCAUUGGCUCGCGCGGCGUACAGCAACAGCGACGUGUACCUCCUCGACGACCCGCUCAGCGCACUCGACCCCGUGGUGGCCAACGUCAUCUUCCGCGAAGUCUUGGGGCCUUUCGGCCUCCUCAGGAACAAGACGGGCUGGCAGCUUCUCAUGGCGCUCAUCCGCUUCUCACAAUGGCCGGCGCUGGCGGGCGUGGCCGUUCUAGCGGCAGCAGCCGUAGCUAACGCGAUGCAGCAGCUCUGGAUCAAGUCGUGGACUGACGCAUCCAGCGCGGAUCCUGACGGAGCGGCGGCGGCAUCCCGGUACUGGAUCGGAGGACUCGUCGGCAUCUGCGUCGCCUCCACCGAGAUCAUCUUCAAGUCUCAGUAG